GCCCAUCUGAUGUCAUCUUGCCGGCAUUCUUUUCGUCUCUGUCUGUUUAUUUCAUUGCAAUCACUUUCAGUUGCAACACAAACAGAUGUCCACUUGCAUAUCGCGAGAGGUUUAAAUCGCAUAUGGGUCAUUCAUCUCUCCCCACCAUGCGUUUGUUGUGGAGUGUGGAGCAGCUGAUCUAGACGUCUCGUUUGGCCGGAUCAAGGUGGACGUUUAACACAACAGGUUAUUGGGGUUUCGGUAAACGAUAGUCGGUCAUGUCUGCGCGAGAAAGGCUUAAAGAGAGGAUGGUUAAAGAAAGCGUGACAUUGCUGCCUUGCUUUUAUUUCGUGGAGCUUCCUCUCCUUGUCUCAUCUAUGGUCAGCCUGUAUUUCCUGGAGUGGACGGACGUUUUCAAACCGGUCCGCUGGGGUUUCAGCUGUCAUGACCGCAGUUUGAGUCUUCCUUACAUCGAACCAACACACGAGGUCAUUCCGUUCCUCAUGCUUCUCAGCUUGGCCUUUGCUGCACCUGCAAUUGCGAUCAUGAUCGGAGAGGGGAUUCUGUUCUGCUGUCUGUCCCGAACGCAGUGUGGAGGCGGGGCCGAAGCCGAUAUCAACGCCGCCGGCUGCAACUUUAACUCUUUCGUCCGGCGAGGUGUCAGGUUUGUGGGUAUCCAUGUGUUUGGACUAUGUGUCACAGCUUUGAUUACUGACAUCAUCCAGCUGUCGACCGGUUACCCCACCCCCUACUUCCUGACUGUCUGCAGACCAAACUACACCCACCUCAACACUUCCUGUGAUGAAAGUUUCUUCAUCCUGGAGGACAUCUGCUCAGGAUCAGAUGGCGCUGUCAUAAACGCCGGCAGAAAGUCCUUCCCGUCACAGCACGCCACACUUGCGUCUUUUGCUGCAGUGUACAUCUCGAUGUACUUCAACAGCACGCUGACGGAUUCAUCCAAACUGCUUAAACCUCUGCUGGUGUUCUUCUUCAUUAUUUGUGCCAUCAUCUGUGGUCUUACCCGACUCAUUCAGCAUAAGAACCACGCUGCUGAUGUUUACCUGGGCUUCCUGCUUGGUGGCUGCAUCGCUAUUUACCUGGGGCUGUUUGCUGUAGGGAAUUUCCAACCCAACGAGAAACGUACAAGUUAUGUUCGAGAUUCUCACCGAACUAUGACCGACCUCUGCCAGCAGGGUCACCACCUCCCCACCAAAAGCUGCAGUGAUGGUCUCUCGUCUUCCCGCUCCGAGGGCAUCCUCCACCGCAACACACGGCACCACCAAGCCGGAUCUGUCAGUCUCAAGAGACCCGGCGGAGACGUGGAGGUCAUCAGCCCCCGCAAUCCCCCGCUCAAGGAGAACAUGGUGACCUUCAGCAACACCCUGCCCAGAGUGCACACACCCGCCAUGGAUGAUUCCGCCUUCCGCAAUGCCACCAUCCACAUAAGCUCGGUGGAUUCGAGUCGAUCCAAGCAGUUGCUGUCCCAAUGGAAGAGCAAGAACGAACAUCGUAAACAUGCAGUGGAAUGCGGGGUAGGUCAGUCUCCUCCCAACAGCAUGGAUGCCCGCUGCAACUCUGAGCCGGCUGUGGGUUUUAACGGUGAACACCAGGGACCCGGAACGCCAUAUGUAAAACUGGCCACUGGAAGUACGACGUUAUCCAGCAACCCCAGUGGAAUCGCUGGCGGCACUCGGAUGCAUGUGCAGUCCCGUCCUGGUUCUUCGCAGUUGGUGCACAUCCCAGAGGAGAUGCAAGAGGGCGGCAGCAGCAUUCGGGACAAAUGGCUGAAGAGCAUAGAGAGGAGCGCGGAGAAGGCCGAGAUACCGGUGGUCAGGACUAACUCUAACGGACAACCGCGCAUAAUGCAGGUCAUUGCGAUGUCAAAGCAGCAGGGCCUGAUGCAGGGAAGCUCUCCCAGUUCUGAAAGCAGCAGUCACACCAGCUCCACGGCACCGUUGCAGCGCUACAAGAGCCUGACGGAGGAAUCUGCAGGUCAGGCCAGCUCAGGGACCAUCAUUAGGGUGGAGGCCCAUCCAGAAAACGGUCGGCCGUUGGUGCAUGCUCACUCCACAGAUGGCAGUGGCUCUUGGACGUGGAAGUCCCAAAGCAGCUUUAGACAGUCGAUUGAGGUUAAUGAUUUGAAUCGCGACUCGGAGAGUUCGGAAUCCGUACGGGAUGGAAACGGCUCUACGGACCGAAAGAGAAAUGGUGUUCCCAAAGUCGUUGCCGUGCCAACCGUCCCCACUGUCUCCACAGCGGGUGGGGACCAACACCCCAACCAAACGAUUUCUACCAUUCGGGUCACUCCCAUGGAAAUGACAGAGUCAGGACCGGCGAGCCGCGACGCAAGCUUACGCAGAAAAACAAGGAUCCUGAUCCCCGAAAGAGGAAACAGUCCAGAUAACACCAGAAACAUUUUCUACAAGGGAACGUCAAGCACCCCUGCAGUGAAAGAGUAGUCAUUACAACUAAAUCAAUGGACGAAUGAAAUAAAAGUAGAUGUUGGGUGUUUUCAUAGACACAUUUGUUGCUCUGCAAAGAAUUCAUUUCUUCGUUUUUUUGUCUUGUCUGCAGUUCAAAUAAAAAAAAUUAUAAAUCAACAUACAUUUACUUGACAAACAAAAUGACAUAAUAGGUAGGUCAAACGAAAAGGACAAACAAAUAAACAAGCACAAAUAUCUGUCAUUGGGAUAAUAAGAAAGUUUUUAAAUUAAAUUCAAGUUUUGGCUUAAUUCAAUAAAUUUAAUUCAAGUAAAUUUUUUCACCCUAAUCUCAGAUGUUUUUGCUCGUUUUAUUUAUUUUUUUAUUUUAUUUUGGGGUGAGAAUGACACAACUUAAUCCAAAAAAUCUUAUUAUCCCCCCAAAACGAAAAAAAUAAUAAAAAUAAAUAUACACUGUAUAUAUACAAUAUACAUGUAUGUAUGUAUACAAUGUUUUUAAGAAAAGAAGACUAAACAUAUCUUUUUCUCAAGUAAAUGGGUAUUGAUUUAACAAGAUUUAAGAACAAAAAUGUAUUAAUUACCAAAUUUUUGGCAGUGUAUGUUUUUUCUAUUGGGGGGGUCACAAUGGUCAAGUAGGCGUUCAAUAACCAGCUAGUGAACCUGUUUAUAUAGAUCUUUUGUAGAUUUGAUAUUAUUAGCAGCGAUGCUUUAAAUGGUGUGCUUACAGCAUGCUGUGCUUUAGCUGUUGGACAGUUUGCACAUAAAAAAAUCAAAUAAUAAUUUUUCCCUUAUGGCCAUUUGUGAUAGUUCCACUACAAGUUUUUUUAAGAUUCUGUGUUGGGUUAAAAAUAGUCUAACUUUUAAAAGCGUGUCAAGUUAUACUCCACUGCUCCAUCUUGCCUUUUUUUGUUGUUGCAAGAAACACAUGUAAAUGCCAACUGAUUGACCUUUGUCCGUUUUACUUUGUAUCUCUGAUGGCAUCACAUGUUUUGCAUGAGAUGAUUCACUGAAUUCUAAGCACAAAACCCAGGUUGACAUUAUUAUGUUAACUUAUGUGAUAAUGUGACUACCGAAUUGUGGCGUGGCGGUAUACCAAACUUGUUUUACCCUCUGAUACACUGUGAAGCUGGAACCGUGUCAAUAUAUCAAUAUCUAUGAUUUUUCAUUAAGCAUUAAUGCGUCCUACACUUGUUAAACAACUAUGCUAGCUGAUACUCUUAUUUUUGUAUUAUAAAUACCUUUCAAACAUGGUGCUGCCGUAUUUUGAGAAUGAAAAGUAAGAAAAGCUGGAUCUUAAAAGAAUAGUAAAACAUCUGCACUCGUAUGAAGUUUCAUGUGAGCUUUCUAAUGACCAUAAGUGCUUCGAUUAUUCUCUUUUGCAAAGGAGAUUUCGCAAUUCGGUUUCAACAUGACAUGCACUUCAUGUUAACUAAUCGCAAUACAAUUGUUUCUUUCCUUCUAUGAACAUGACUGUAUGUCCUACCAGGGUGUGACACAACACCUUUCUAUCAAUAACUACUGUAUAAUACAGUGACAGCCAAUCAGAACAUGCGUUUAUGUUUAGACCGAUGAGAUGUCUUGCACUGUGACAUGAAAAGCAUGAAAUGCUUGUAUUGGUUAUCACUUUCUUAUAUCACUCCUGGAUAGGACAUUUCUUUAAAAAUCGCCAUGAUCAGCUCUCAAAACUCUUCUCAAAUGUACAUAAUCAUUUCCACAGUAAAUCCUACAAAUGAUUCUGAGGUUUGCACAUCAAUUAUUUUCGUGGAUGGAUUGGUUAUUGUUGACACAUAAGUUAUCCAGCCAAAUUUAAUUUUUUGCAUUAGUUUGUGUGGUUGUACCCAAUGUUUUUAAGACAAAAAAAUCACAUUACAUCUUUUUUAUACUUAGUCCAGAAUUAUGGAUUAUGGUUCACAAAUAGAUCUGUGAACCUAAAAUGAAAAAAACUCAUUAAGCAAAUACACUGAAUUGUAUAUUUCCUGUAACUUUACUGUGUAUACCUUUUUAAAAACUGUAAAUGAAUGUGCCAAAGGGUAUUUUAAAGGGAAAACAAUCCGUUUUGAAACAUUUCUAUAGAGUUCUGUAGCUAUUCUUAUAAUCUGAACCACAAACUGUGUGCCAAUGCAUGUUAGUUGAAUAUUUCACAUGAUUUUUCUUCUCUUUUUUUGUAAAUGAUCUGAUGAUGUAGCAGUGUGAUUAUUUAUAUAGAAUAUUAACUACGUGUUGACAAUCUUUAUAGAUGCGGUUGUUUUGAGUCACACGAAAAUAACGUAUGUAACACGUCAGAGAUUGUUUGGAUACCAUGUUAAUGUGUGCUGAUGAUGUUAGAGAUGCAUUAAGCAUGCCGGUAGCAAUGUGUGUUUCCCGAGGAACAUUUUCGUAGCACUUUGUGUAACUGUCAUGGACACGGGGAUGUGAGAUUCGAAUAUGAACGAAUCCGGUCAAACCUGUCACAGCGAUGUCACUGUACGUGACCUGAUACUGGAGCGAAAGUGUUAAGCGAUGUUUAAUGUACUGAGAAUAGACGUUUGUUUACAAUGUUACAUGUGUCUGUUUGACAUAGGUAAAACGGUAGAUGAAAAAACUGUGCCGUAUCAGUGUUGG
Molecule: messenger RNA, 5021 nt
Organism: Triplophysa dalaica
Lineage: Eukaryota; Metazoa; Chordata; Actinopteri; Cypriniformes; Nemacheilidae
Gene: plppr4b
Product: phospholipid phosphatase-related protein type 4
Exons: 7
Coding region: 258-2438 (726 amino acids)
Biological process (GO): signal transduction; phospholipid dephosphorylation; phospholipid metabolic process
Molecular function (GO): phosphatidate phosphatase activity
Source: RefSeq, a predicted model, not a curated record